Messenger RNA from Alternaria alternata, 999 nucleotides. RefSeq lists its product as hypothetical. The record is from RefSeq and is a predicted model, not a curated record. The transcript is spliced from 2 exons. NCBI's taxonomy places the organism in Eukaryota, Fungi, Ascomycota, Dothideomycetes, Pleosporales, Pleosporaceae. The coding region runs from base 193 to 732 and encodes 179 amino acids.
AAUACACUCUAGGUAUCCUCAGAACAUACUCGUAACUAUCAUACAAUCACCCUCAAACCAAUUACUUGUCGUGGCUUUAUUUAAAUCAUCGCCGUUUUGUACACAUAUGCUUAGUAGAUUGCCCCGCAUCUCACCGAAAAGUUUUUACGACACUAUCCACAGCCUUUACCAUCCACCGCCUCAUCGCUGGCAAUGUACCUAAACCGAACUGUGGGUACUACUGCGUCUUUCGAUAGUCGAGUCCAUGAGGUGGCCGCCAAGAUACGAGAACAGGACGACAAAGCUCAGGGUUCGAUGAAAGUCAGAAACGAUGGCGAGCUCAACGUGUCAGCACAACAAGGCGAGAUAUUCGUUUUCAAGCCCAGCCCUGAGUUCACAGCUCUAAAUCGAGAGUAUUUUUCCAGUGUAUGGGGCAUCAUUCGACAGGCAGUACCAGAUGUUGGCUUGCAGCCUGAAUUAUGGCCGGUUAUGCUACGCCUGGUCAAAGGCAGGCUUAUAAUCUCGCGAGAUCACGUCGGAGUUAUAUCGUCAAUCUGGACGGACAGCAAUGUGGAAGACGAAAUCGAUAUUAAGAUCGGCGAUUACCAUGUACUUGAUAAAUUGCGGCCGCACACCAUGAAGGUCCUCUCUGGUGACGAAGAGGUCUCUAUCGGAGUGUCCGCCAAGAUUACCAUCAAUCUGAUCCUUCAUCCCAAGCCGAAGGCACCACCACCAGAGAGGCCGACCACUUAGCGUUGUUGUGGACUACUGAGAAGGCCAAAUGCAAGUCUAGCAUCGUAGUCUAGGGUAUGUACGAAAUCUAUUGCGUAUGAUGUGAAUUCUGCUUCUGCGUUCGAGUUUGGUGGAAGGAGUGGAUCCUUGUUGACUCGCGAAGAUUGCUGGGUGCCUGCAUUGUCAAACGUAGACCGUGAUGGGCGAGAAUGGGAUGCUAGAAACUGCUGGCCCACCACUGGCUCACCUGUGUAUACUCCAAAAUGACUUGAACCUGUGUUUUGCCUU